AUGACAGUUGAAGUCCACGUGGUUCAUUUUGUUGAUAUAGAUAGUGUUCGCUUUUAUCAGGACCGUUGUCUUCGUCUUGGGGCCGAAUUAGCAGAGGACCACAGUCUUGAUACUCACAGGUUUCUAGUCUGGUUCAUUAAGAAAGAUCACAGUUAUGCAACUUCACAUCCUAUUGGGGACAACAAACCAAUUUACUAUCUUGGAGCAACUGACCACGAUCUUGAUUACGACUGGGUCUGGGAGAGUACGGGGAAAGUUGUUUACCCAGAGAUGUUCGGCAAAGGUCAACCUGACCGACAUGAUAAUCACCGUCAGGAGUGUUUAUCAAUCAAUGUGAGAGACGACUGGGACUCUGACAGUAAUUGGGACGACGUGAAAUGUGACUCUCCUAAAAACAUGUAUAUCUGUGAGAUGAAAGACUCCGGACACAGUGGGUCUCAUCUUAUAGGAUGACCAGAUGCAGUCAAUAGGUUUAUAGAAAUAAAAUGAUAAGAUUAAGAUUGACCUUCUGCGACAUUGAAUGAGACCUCAUUAAUAAAAUUGCU
Messenger RNA from Mytilus trossulus (common blue mussel), 545 nucleotides. RefSeq lists its product as uncharacterized. The transcript is spliced from 5 exons. NCBI's taxonomy places the organism in Eukaryota, Metazoa, Mollusca, Bivalvia, Mytilida, Mytilidae. Bases 1 to 453 code for a protein of 150 amino acids. The record is from RefSeq and is a predicted model, not a curated record.